AUGAUAACCUUGAACACCGGAGCUGGGAAUGCUUUCAGAACCAUCUUAAAGGUUUCACCUAUACGGCAUAAAUCGAGCUCUUCCACAAGAUGGUUGAGUCGACAGAAAACAGAUAUUUAUACUAAACAAUCCAAGAAUGAACAUUUUCGAUCCAGAGCAGCUUAUAAAUUGAUCGAAAUCAACGACAAGUUCAGACUAUUAAAUAAACACUGCAAAUACGUGGUAGAUCUCGGGUUUGCACCAGGAGCAUGGACCCAGGUUGCGGUUGCAGAAUUAAUCAAAAAACGCAAGCAAAAGACAAAAAUCUUGGGUGUUGAUUUGAUUAAUUGUACUCCUCCCGAGGGAAGUCAUUUUAUUCAAGGUGAUAUACUAUCCAAAAAGACGCAUGGUGAAAUUAUUGAUUUUUUCAAUGAAACCGACUCACAUAAUGAGAAGCCAGUCGAUCUUGUUUUAAGUGACAUGAUGGCUAAUACUAGUGGGAUUAAAGAUAAUGAUCAUUAUGCUAGUAUGGAUUUAUGCGAUGGAGUGCUUAUAUUGACAUGUCUGGUAUUGAAGAAAAACGGGAACUUGGCAAUGAAGUUUUAUACUGGUAAGGAGGACGGAAUACUAAAACUGCGGUUGCAAAAAAUCUUUAAAAAAGUCUACGUAAUGAAGCCAGAGGCUUGCCGACAAGAACUGAGAGAACUGUAUUUUGUUUGUCUUAAGAAAAAAACAGAUGACAUUACAAUUGAAGAAGUCUUCAAUAAUGAGUGA
Messenger RNA from Hyphopichia burtonii NRRL Y-1933, 753 nucleotides. RefSeq names its product 21S rRNA (uridine2791-2'-O) methyltransferase. The record is from RefSeq and is a predicted model, not a curated record. The coding region runs from base 1 to 753 and encodes 250 amino acids. Gene Ontology annotation, biological process: RNA methylation. Gene Ontology annotation, cellular component: mitochondrion. NCBI's taxonomy places the organism in Eukaryota, Fungi, Ascomycota, Pichiomycetes, Serinales, Debaryomycetaceae. Gene Ontology annotation, molecular function: rRNA (uridine-2'-O-ribose)-methyltransferase activity. The transcript has a single exon.